Thecamonas trahens ATCC 50062 is the source of this 1509-nucleotide messenger RNA. RefSeq lists its product as uncharacterized. Gene Ontology annotation, cellular component: ubiquitin ligase complex; cytoplasm. Lineage: Eukaryota; Apusomonadida; Apusomonadidae. The record is from RefSeq and is a predicted model, not a curated record. Gene Ontology annotation, biological process: protein polyubiquitination; positive regulation of proteasomal ubiquitin-dependent protein catabolic process; ubiquitin-dependent protein catabolic process. The transcript has a single exon. Gene Ontology annotation, molecular function: ubiquitin protein ligase activity; zinc ion binding; ubiquitin conjugating enzyme binding. The coding region runs from base 459 to 1247 and encodes 262 amino acids.
GACGCGUACACGGUGGCAGUGGCUGUUUCGCUCCCUGAUGAGUUUGCGCUGCAAGCGGUGUGGGGUGGUGGCGAUGGCCAAGACGUCGAGUUCAAGAUCGCACACUUGCCGCCCAUGGUGCUGCACGUCGAGCCGCGCGAGGGCUAUCCCUCGCGCUGCUUGCCGGGUUUCCGGCUGAUGUGCGACUGGCUGACCCAGGAGCAGAUGGAGGCGCUGGCAGAGGUGGUGCGGGCUGAGGUGCUGGACGAUGCCGAGGGCAACGUGAUUGUCUUCAGCAUCAUCUCGUUCCUUGCCGCCGAGGUGCUGGACGCGCUGGCCAUCGACUCGGUCCUCGUCCUCGAGUCGCAGCAGAACUUUUUGGCUCGCCGGCCGGCUCUGAUGCCGAGGCGGAGGCACGGCGGGCGUUUGCAAGCGAGGGCGCUGGCGUUGACGAGUCGGUGCUUGAGGUGGAGAGCCUGAUGCCUUCCAAUCUCGAUGAUGUCAUCGCGCUGGUGCUCGAGCACGACGGCGCGACCAAGCUUGCACAGUUUGAGGCUUCGCAACAAGAGUGUGCGGUGUGUUUCAACGACGAUGCACUUGGCUCGUCCUUCACCAUUCUCCCGUGUGGACACUACUUUUGCAGCGAGUGCAUGACGCGCCUCGUGACGCUGUGCAUCACCGAGAACCGGCUCGACGACCUCGUCUGCCCCAACCUCGAGUGUACAGGUGAGAUCGGGCCGGCCACUGUGGCAGGUCUGGUUGACGCUGAGCUGUAUGCCAAGUACGACCGGUUCUCACUACAAAAGGCGCUGGCGGCGAUGGAGGACGUAGCGUUCUGCCCGAGGCCAACCUGCGGGACGCCCAGCCCGCUGCACGCCGAGACCCAGCAGGGCGUGUGCCCGAAAUGCAACUACAUGUUCUGCGGGCUGUGCCUCAUGACUUCGCACUCGACACCGUGCCUCGGGCCCGAGGCACGGGUCAAGAUGCUCAAGGAGCGGGCAGCCCAGAACAAGUUGCAGCAGCAGGAGCUGCUCUCGAUCGACUUUAUCGCGCGGACGUCCAAGUUCUGUCCGACUUGCGGUGCCGUCAUCUACAAGAACGGUGGCUGCGCCAAGGUGACGUGCAUCCGCUGCAAUCAAGCCAUGUGCUGGCGAUGCGGCGUCGCCAUCUUGUCGUACGACCACUUUCAAAGUCGCAAUGCAAGCUCUUUGAUCGCGAGCCCGAUCCGGCCGAAGGUGCCCGGAAUCUGCACUUCCAGGUCGACAUGAACAUCCAACGCAUGAUGCACAUGCGGUUUUUUGGUGCGACUCAUCACGCCAAGAUCGUCCGCAAGAAGUGCCCCUUCUGCGGCCGAAUGGCCGCCAAGAUGACCAAGGACAACAACAUCCGAUGCCCGGCCUGUCGCAACUCGUUUUGCUUCACCUGUGGCGCCGUGGUACGCAAGGGUCACUUUGGCCCUGGCAAGUGCAAGCAGCAUACCGAUCUUGUACAGGAAGCGACCUAGUAGCCUACCUAACACUCUUCGCCCGC